AUGUCCCACUUCUCACGUGAGGCUACAAAACUGUUGCGCGCCGCAGAGGACGCCCUUUCCGGUAGACGGCCGGCCGCUCUAUCGCUGCCUGUAGAGCAGCAAGAAUCAUGGGACAGGCGCGAUGGUGCUCUGAAUGGUAGGCAUGGGGACUCGUCUGUGUUGGAGCUGCAGCGGCAACUCCGCGUGGCGAUGACGGAGAUCAGUAACCUCCGCAACGAGCUGAUGGCGGAACGGGAGUCACGCUCGCAGACAAUUGUCUCCUUGGGCAGGCGCUGGAAGGAGGAGAUGAUGGUGGAGCUCCAUGCUGCGGAUCACCAGUCUCGUCGUGCAAUCGCGGAGCUGGAAGUGAACGUGCUGCAGCGGUACAAGGAGGAGGCGACCGCCCGGGCAGUAAUGCAACGACAACUGGACGAGGUUCUCCGCUCCUCCAAAGUUCGGGAUCGCUCGCAAUUUGAGCGGCAGGAGUACAUUCAAGAACAAAUAGACAGCCUUCGUGAGCGGCUGGAAGCAGCCGUGGCGGAGUGCGGUCUGAUACGUGUUGAGUCAACACAACAACUUGAGAAGGAGCGGGCAUCCCUUGCCCAGCGGCUGGACGUGGAGCUGCUGCGAUACUUGGACAUGCGCCGCGACGACCAACGGGAGCGUGAGAAAUUAAAGCAGCAGUUGAAGGCCGAUAUUGCUGCGAUAGGCCAUCAUGUGAGGGAAUUAGUGGACGAGGCGUGGCGAACUCACGCGACAGCGCUUGAGCGCACGUUACGCGAGCCGAUUGAUACUUUUGCACAAAAAAUAGCGCGUCACGAGGAGCUUGUUGCCGGCAUGGACGCCAAGAUUCACGACUGCACCACCACAUGUCACGCCGAAGUGCGGCUACAGACGGCAUCCCUUCAGGAGCGUGUGGGUGCAUUGGAGUCCAGCAGUGCUGUCACCGCCUCUCGUGUAGACCGGGCGGAGCGAAAGGCCGAUACCGCGCAAGAGGCCAUGAGUCGCGUGGACGCUAAUCUUGGCGUUGCCCGUGACACGGCAGAGCGGGCGCAGGCACAGGCGCAGAGAGCGAUGGAGCGGGCGCAGCGUGUGGAGGACACCGUGCAGGACCGCGAUGCACGCUUGACACAAAUUGAAACUCAUCUUGGCGCCGCCGCGACAGCAGAAAAACUGCGUGCCGAAAUUGAAAGCGUUCGACGCGCCUCACUACGCGCCGAGAGUGGCGUUGAUGCGCUGCGGCAGGUUUGCGAGCGUGACGAACAGCUGGCGGAACAAACUCGCCGUGUGGUUGACGGAUUCACGGAUCGCAUCGAGGGCUGCGAGCAGCUGGUACAUCGUCUUCGUGCCACAGUCGAGACGGUGGAAGGACGAGUGCCGCACCUGCAGCAGCGCCUUGCGGCUCUUGAAGAAACACGAGAAUCUCUUUUUGCUUCCACCACACGCCUUGAUGAUUUGGCGGCACAAUUAGGUCAGAGAGUAAAAAAUGUCGAAGCGGCAGUAAAGGGGGUUGGCGAGCGCCUUGAGCAGUCACGACGUGACACUCUUGGUGGUUUGCAGUCAGUCAACGCGCGGCUGGAGCACGCAAAUGACAUGGCGCUGCGCAGCGAGACAAGUAGUGCUGCUGCGCGGGCGGAAGUGGAUCGCAUGGAUCGUCGUUUAUGUGAACUUGAGUCACGGGCCGGACGCUUUGCAGCUGACUGCACAACGCUUCGUGCUGCGACUGAGGAUCACGCGAAGGACGUCGCCACGUUGUCAAGUCGCCUUCAGCAGGCAAUUGAGUGGCAAGAGCAGCGUGACGCUCGCAUGGAUGCCGCCAUUUUGGCAGCAGAGACGCAGAACACGACGGCCACGGAACAAGUGGCUGGACGACUGGAAACGAAGAUGCAGAGGGAUGUGCGGCGUCUGCAGUCCACUUUUGAGGAUCGUGUGUCAGCGUUGGAGACGUCGAUGGAGUCGAAGGUUGCGCCGCUUGAAGAGGCGGUGGCGAAGAUGCGCACGUUGCGUGGGGGCGAAGAGACUUCACAGAUGCUUUCGCGAGAGUUACGGACGUGCAAGUCGAAGAUUGAGUCUCUCGAGGCCGCCCUUGCCGCGAUGAGCGAUACCGUUGAGCAGGGGCAAAAGGAGUAUGUCCUUCUUCGUGACUGGAACGCCCUUCGCAAGACGGUGGCGUCACUCGAGUCGCGGCUACACGCCACUAAUGCCGACACUACAUUACAGCAGCAGACAUGUGAGGAAUUUCAGGUGAAGUUGCGACAGCUGGAGGGCGAACAGAGGCGCCAGCGUCAGGCCUUGCACGACCUUCAGGCGUCGGUGAGUGAAUGCCGUGAGGACACUUGCGCGGCAAAUCGCUCUGUUGCCGCCGUAAUCUCUCUUCAUGCAAAGGAGGGUGGAACGACCACUAGGGCUGUAACAGGAACGGGAGACGAGAGAAAGCAGGGGAAUUUUCAGGCCCCGUUAGACAACUUCAGUGAGUUGCGUUCGUCGGACCCACGCAUGCCGAGUACGUUGGCGUCCGCCGGUGGAACAGCCAUGAAGACACCCCGCACGCAUCCGCAAACGUCAAUUACCGAAGUGGUGGUAAAGGAAGAUCAGAAUGAAUCACCCGACGUGCAGGCGAUUCCAUCGUCGCGGAAAGGGGCCGAUGUCUCGCGGAGAGUCAGCUCGAGUGUGGUCAACAUGACAACAGCAACACCACCACCACCAACAAUGGAGACACGCCGAUUGAAAAGCUCAGCUGUCGAUACGACUAACCGGCAGCAGGCAAUGACGUGGAAUGAUACGACAAGCAGCGACUCUGGUGGCGCAACCCCACCAGAGAAGGUUGGUGUGGCACCCCGAGAGUCCGUCUUUGCUGCCUCCGACCUUCGUCCCCCAGCCGCAACGCCUCUCGUCGAUGCUGCUCGCACCUUUGGUGCUGAUGAUGACAACACUGAGGCGGCUGCUUCCGUCUUUGAUGCGGAAAUGAAGGCAGCAUCGAUGCAACCGCCCCACGAGUUGUCUAGCAGUAUCUUCCUACCAGAGGAACAGUCGCGUCGGAGUCGUGCAUUGUCGUUUCGGCAGCACUCAAGCAGCGCUGAAAGCGUUAUUGCGGCGGAUAGCAGUGCGGGUGCAGCUAAUGUCACUCCCGUAAAGGAUACGGCGGGAACCGCCGAGAAGGAAGCGCCACCACCGAAGCCGACUACUGCGUGGUACGACGACUGGGAUGCAAGCACUGAAAGCGAAAAAGUUUCGUCAGCUAAAGAGGGGCAGAAGGAAGAGACAGCGUCUGCGGCCGCCCCACACACAGGUGUUGCGCCGUCGUCACAUGGCGAAGGAAUUUAUUCCACGCCGCGAAAAACUUUUUUGACGUUCGUCAAGGAGCCGUCAGAAGAUGCGGCUUUUGUGCCACGCCACGGUGUCGCGACGUCCGCCUCCACUUCCUCCGGUGAAUCCAGGAGAAAAGAAGCAAAGCCGGUGAUGCCGGCCUCUGAGCCAAAACGCUUCACGAGCUUUGACGAUACCACAUCCGAGGACGAGGAAAGUGAGAAGGAAUUCUGA
Molecule: messenger RNA, 3519 nt
Organism: Trypanosoma cruzi
Lineage: Eukaryota; Euglenozoa; Kinetoplastea; Trypanosomatida; Trypanosomatidae
Exons: 1
Coding region: 1-3519 (1172 amino acids)
Source: RefSeq, a predicted model, not a curated record